Molecule: messenger RNA, 666 nt
Organism: Gaeumannomyces tritici R3-111a-1
Lineage: Eukaryota; Fungi; Ascomycota; Sordariomycetes; Magnaporthales; Magnaporthaceae
Exons: 4
Coding region: 1-666 (221 amino acids)
Molecular function (GO): protein binding
Source: RefSeq, a predicted model, not a curated record
AUGUUCGCCAACGUGGGCUACAUGGGCAAUUUGGUCUCGGGUGCGGCUGCCGAGGAGAUCGCGGGUUCUCGUACAAAGGAGCUCUGGAUGGCCGGUGCACAGAUCCCGGAUCUGUGCAUGGCGAUCCUCCAGAGCCUGUGCAUGCGCUUGACAGGACGAGGCAAGGUCAAUUCGGUAGCGUUCUCGCACGACAGCAGCCGCAUUGCAUCCGCGUCGGACGACGAAACCGUUAAGAUCUCGGACGCGGAGAACGGCACCUGCAUCUCGGUCGACGACGACGUGACUCAUCCAGGCUCAUCGGAGACGACUUCACGCCGACGCUACGUCCUGUCUAUCAUAUCGAAUUGCUGCCUACAGCUGUGCCGCGUCAUAGUUGCGCCCGAAGCCUCUGUGCUACAUUCGUUCUCGGAGCGUUCAUCCACGACAUCCCAACAUGGCGUCAUGGCGCAAGCUCUACAUCCGUCCAGGCCGACCGCGACGGACGACCUUGUCCGACGACUGCGGAGCGGUACCGAUCCGAAGGAGUCCUACGCUCUACAGGCCUUGGCAAAGGAAAUAAUCAAGAUCUUCGGAGAUGAGCGCCGUCCCUCGCACGUGCCAGAGGCCGCUGCGCUCGCCACCCUAGUAGUUACCAAAAUCUGUCCCGGGCGUUCAGCAACGCUAUGA